UCAGUUGUUGACACAGCUUCACAGCCUUUCCUCCCAGAGGUCUCGGCUGUAGUUGAUAAAUCUGACGUUAGGAGGAGAAAGGAGAAAGUUGCUGAAAAAGACCAGAAUGACUCCUUCCGAAAAGAAACAACUGAUAAGAAGAGGCCCACGCAUCCUAAAAUUACGUCUGAACCAGCAGAUGAGAAGAACAAAACUAUGAUACCACAAGGACAUGGAGACAACCAACAAUCUUAUAAUUCUGCUUUACCCCAACUAAGUCCAUUUCUGGCAGUUCUUCUAGUGUUACUUGUGGGUGCUGGCUUGUGGCUAUUCAAAUGGCCGCAUCAAAGCCAGUCUGCUGAAAAGGGGGAGAACAGAAGUAUCGAAGUGUUUCGCAGGCAGAUUACUCGGCUGGAGUCCAGCUUCCCCAGCCAGAGAAAGGAGCUGUGGAGGAGAAGCAGGAUUCACAUGGAGAAGCACCUUCAGUCAGAGGAGCCCACUGAACCCGUCAGCAUGAUCCUGACUGCUGGGCGCAAGGCUGAGAGGACACUGCACUGUCUGGCCAGUGGCCUGGCCAGGGCCUACUCCUCUGCCCUCAAUGCCAGUGCCCUCCACAUAGAUGGUUUGAGCAAGGCCGCGCUGGACAGUGACCGGGUCAAACUGGAAAUAGAUGAGGAGCUGACAGCCGCGUUUGAGGGGAACAAGAGGGCAGCAGUCAUCCACCGGUUUGAAGAGCUUCCUCCAGACUCGACACUCAUCUUCUACAAGUACUGUGACCAUGAGAACGCGGCCUACAAGGCUGUGUCUCUCAUCUUCACUGUUCUCCUGGAGGAGGACGAGCUGGGCACACAGCUGAAUUUGGGCAGCGUGGAGGAGAUGGUGCAGGAUCACAUUCAGGAGAAAUUCUUUAUCUCAGUCCAGCCAACAGUGUUUGAUAAAAUGGAUACUGAUAAAUUCAGUGGACUUUGGAGUCGGAUCUCACACUUGAUUUUACCUGUUAGCACUGAGGAGAGAAGUGAAAGGUUAGGCUGCGAUCUGUGAAGAGAACCUUCAGUUCUCACCAAAAGACGUAUGGAGAUUGGAAUGUACAACUGGGCCUUUACUGAUAUUGGCUACUGCAGCUCAGGAAUGCAGGAUACUUGUCUUAACGAGUGUGUUCCCUUAUGUCUCUUGUUAAACCAAACUGCAGCCUUAUGAUUUACUCGCCUUUUCCAGUAUGAAUCUUAGAUAUUGUGUACAGUCAAAAACAGAAAUUUUAAGAGACAUUCUAUAAUGGAAUACAUUGACAAUGACAGUUUCGUUGGACAUACACUGAGUAACAUAAUCAUAAACCUGUUUACCAUGUGUCAAUGCACUUUAACGUUGCCUUGAAAAAUUUCUAAUAAUAGCACUAGAGAUAUGGAAUUAGAGAUUUUAAAUUUUUUCACAGCUCAGACGUAGCAGAAUUCACACAGUUUUAACAAAGUGAAGUAAUAGUAAAAAGACAAAAGUUAUGUUUAACCAACAUGAACUGAAGUUCUCCAAAAAUGGAGUGUAGGGUGUUUAAGAACAGAUUUGUAUCUCUGGGGUUCAGCAAUAAGAAUAUUAUGUUUAAAUAACAGCACUUAAUACAUUUCCCAAAAUAACAUGCAUAUUUAGAUAUACAAAAGUUGAAAAUACUAUAUAGUUUUUCUGAACUAUAAGCCAGGGAUUCCUUCUAUGUCUUCUAUUAAGUGUUGGAAAAGAGAUAUUUAUUUUGCUUGUCAAUUUCAUGACACUUUCUGUAACCUUUUCACAAUUGUCAGCUUUUUGUAAUCAUUUCUGAAAAUGCUUUUUUAUCGUGUCUCCUUAAUUACGGUUUGUAGGCCACGAAACAUCAGUUACUGUCCUUAGUUAUAAAAUCAUGUUUUGGUUGCUGAUGGUUUUGAAACAAAAACUGUCAUAGUGAAUUUUAACUGUUUAAAUUAAGUAGCAUUACCCACUCUUAAACGUUUUACUGAAAUUUGCAUUGGGAAAAAUGAAUCAAAUAUUUUCUCUCUCCAUUUAAAUAAAUAAAUAAAAAAAUCAUGCCAAAUUAAUGAUAGACAGGUUUCGAUCUGCGUGGAAUGGAUAAGAAAGUAAUGAAAACUUCUGGAGCUUGUUCCUCAUCUGAAUAGUCUAACAAAAUUCUUCAUUUUCUACAGGGUUAGUUUAUAAUACCUGGUUUAUUAAAGAUGAUAGCCGGCCACCAUCUGGAUCCUGAACUUCAUUCAGUCUGUCAUGCAAAUUAUGUCUUUGUGUAGUAAAUAAAGAUUUAUGUGCCUUAAA
Molecule: messenger RNA, 2265 nt
Organism: Lepisosteus oculatus (spotted gar)
Lineage: Eukaryota; Metazoa; Chordata; Actinopteri; Semionotiformes; Lepisosteidae
Source: RefSeq, a predicted model, not a curated record